This is a messenger RNA of Papaver somniferum (opium poppy), 639 nucleotides long. Its product is annotated as anthranilate O-methyltransferase 2-like. The record is from RefSeq and is a predicted model, not a curated record. Gene Ontology annotation, biological process: methylation. Bases 69 to 458 code for a protein of 129 amino acids. The transcript has 2 exons. Gene Ontology annotation, molecular function: S-adenosylmethionine-dependent methyltransferase activity. Lineage: Eukaryota; Viridiplantae; Streptophyta; Magnoliopsida; Ranunculales; Papaveraceae.
AAUUCUAGUGCCAGUGAAGACAUUGUAGUAGUAUUGGUAGUGAAGGGCAUACGAAGUUCAUCAGCACUAUGAAUCAAGUCAUCCAAAAUCUCCACAUGAAUGGUAGCACCGGUGAAACUAGUUACGCUUUCAACUCAUCUGUUCAGAAAAAAGCUUUCUACAAAGCAAAGCCGAUGAUAGAGGAAGCAGCGCUGGAUAUAUUUUCAAAGUUCUAUACUUGUAGAACAACUGAGAUGACGGAGAAGAGUACUAUGCCUCUAGGCAUUGCAGACUUAGGCUGUUCCUCUGGUCCAAAUACACUGUUAAACAUUAUUUACAAGAAAUGCUGUGAGCUUGACAUUGUUUCGCCGUGUACUUUAAUGAUCUUCCUGGAAACGACUUUUAACACCCUUUUCAAAUACUUGGAAGGCUUUUGUGAUGAAUUGAUUUUUCAAGAGAUUGGGUAUUCUGGAAUUUGAUGGGCAUUGGUAAUCAGUGAUGCAUGUCAUAGCACACACACUACUACCGCGCAUCUAGUCUGUUUACUUGGCCUUUUGAUUGUUUGAUUAGUUAGUUGUUGGCCCUCUAUGUUUUGAAUCAUGACCCUCGUUAUAUAACUAGCUCCCUAAAUGUAAUCGACAGUGAAGAUUGAAAUGUAAA